GUAAGAGUGAGGAUGACGAAAGCUCCAUCUCUUGCGUUUCUCUGCAUCAAAGCCCUCAAACUUGUGCUCCUUCAAAGUAAUUGGAGAUGCUAUUUUCAUCCAAUUCCCAAUUUGGUUCUGCUCUGAUUUGAGUUGGGCUUUGGUGUAUUCUCAGGCGAUAAUCCAGUUCCGGAUGUGUACGAGCUUCCAUCGGAGUUGCUUGAUGGUGUUAUCGCUCACUUGCCUGCACUUGCGUUACAGAAUUUCCAGACCCACAUGUGAGUACUAUUGCCUAAUCGGACUUUUGUUUAGUUUGAUUCGAUUUUCGGUCACUUUCUGAUGAACUUUGAUUAAGAUUUUUGGGGUUAUGAAUUCGAUGGGUUGAAAGAUGAAUCGAUAUAUACAUUAUUUGUUCUUUUCCAUUUCCUGGAGAAAAAUUGUAUAGGCCGUUCAACUGCUGGGAUGAUUACGAAUCUGGUGAUGAUUGCUUGACUAGUUGCUGGAGAAAACGCUCAAGAAACGAUGUACUCGGUCACUCCUGGAAGGUUCUGUUUAAGCUGCGGUGGCCUGAGCUCAUCGACCUCGUGGAACCACCAACUGACUGGCAACAGCUAUACUGGGAAAAGCAUCUGCAAAACUGAGGUAGCUAUGCGUCCGUGUUUUACUGGCCGGAUAAGUUCCAUUAAUGUCUCAGAUAAGAUAUUGAGAUACAUUUGCCAUGAAGAGCACACGGAUUUUCAGAAAUGUGUCUGCGCGGAACUAUCUUUUCAUCUCCUGACAUUUGGACCGUAUCUUAGGUGCCUGAGGCUUCUGAAUGUGCUCUGCGUUACAGAAACUUGUGAGUUACUGAGGACAAGCAAAUUGCAUACUUUGGAUUUACGGUUGAUCAGGUCUGAGAAACAUGUUGAGCCCUUGUGCAAGCUCUUGAUCCAGAGCCGAGAAACAUUAACUUCACUUGAAUUUAUUCACUGUAAGCUCUCCUCGAGUUUCAUCAGUGCAAUCUGCGCUUCUCUUCAUGAAAAGGACAUUCACACAAAUGGGAUUCAACGUUUCUGUAUAAAGACAUCUAGCAUUGACAUAGAUCCACUUUCCGCGCCUUCCGAUUUCAUUUCAUUCCUUAAUUCGGUGAGGUCCUUGCAUUCUUUACAAUUUUGCGAUAGUCACCUCGAUCAGCAUAUCGCGAGGAUGGUUUUCUCCACACUUCUUGAUUCAUCCUCAAAUCUUUCGUCCCUUGACCUCUCUGAAAACAACAUUUCAGGAUGGCUUUCCACUUUCAGCUGGAGAUCUGUUGUUGGUUCUCUGUCAUCUGGAAAGUCUUUACAGUCGCUGUGCAAGCUUAACCUAAGGGGGAAUGAGCUUGACAAAUACGAUGCAGAGAAUCUUGCGCAUGCUCUUCGUCAUAUGCCCAGGUUGGAAUCUCUUGACCUGAGCGGGAACCCCAUUGAGGACGGUGGGAUCAGAAGCUUAAUAUCUUACUUCACAAAGAAUCCGGAUUCUCCUUUAGCCGAUUUGAACUUGGAGAACUGUGAGCUAUCAUGUUGUGGAGUUAUCGAGUUUCUUGAUACCCUCUCAACGCGGGAGAGACCGUUAAAGUUCCUAUCUGUUGCAGAUAAUGCCCUUGGACGCGAGGUUUCGGAGGCUAUAGUAAACUCCUUGACAAUCUCCAUCGAGUCUCUCAAUAUAUCGGGUAUAGGACUAGGUCCUGUUGGGUUUCUUGAGCUAGGCAGAAAACUUGUAAAAGGGUUGAAGAAGCUGCGGAGUAUCAAUAUAAGCAAAAACCGUGGAGGACUAGAGACCGCUAGAUUUCUGUCAAAGCUCAUACCACUGGCACCAAAACUCGUCUCAGUCGAUGCAUCCUACAAUCUUAUGCCACCCGAAUCCUUGCUUAUGCUACGUGAUUCCCUGAGAAGUGCAAAAGGUGAUCUCAAACGUCUUGACAUGACCGGGAAUAACUGCAUCAGCCACGAAGCUGAUCAUUCUUCUCUCCUUGGUGAAUUUCAACACAACAGAGAACCCAUCUUCGUUUUAUCUUCAUCCUCGGCUUCACAUGUUCCUUACGAUGAUGAGCCGUAGAUAAUUCCCCUAAUACCCGUCUGUAUCAUUCGGUCUGGUACGGUUCACUAGUAAAUUCAUUAGGUUUGGUAUGCGCAUUAGGUUGACUGUAAUUUUAUGUGUGACUUGAAUAAUUUCGAAAUAUGGAAGUUCACUAAUUGAAUUUCAAUUUGGUUGAGAAUUGCAGCUUGGUCUAAUCCCGCUAAGUUACUACUACACUACGCAUGACCUGUUGAA
Molecule: messenger RNA, 2268 nt
Organism: Eutrema salsugineum
Lineage: Eukaryota; Viridiplantae; Streptophyta; Magnoliopsida; Brassicales; Brassicaceae
Product: NACHT, LRR and PYD domains-containing protein 5
Exons: 14
Coding region: 502-2052 (516 amino acids)
Molecular function (GO): protein binding
Source: RefSeq, a predicted model, not a curated record